UACUCUACUCUAUUUUUUUAUCAACCUUCUUCUUACCAACUCUUUAUCUCUCUUACCACCAUUAUCAUUCAUCAAAAAUCUUCAAAUUAAUCCCAAUUCAAACCCUAAUUCAACCGCAAAUUUUUAAUUCCCAAUUUCAAUGGCGUUAAUUACCCGCAAAUCAAUCAUCAAAAGAAUGAUUUCAAACCCAUCUCUAAUUUGUAGAUCAAUUUUCACUAAUACUUCCAUUAAUCAUCAUUCUUCAAGCUCUUGUUCUUCAUCGCAAAUGAUUUCUCCUCCUUCUUCUGCUUCGUUUUCUUCGUCGUCUUAUAAUGUGAGUGGUGCUGGAGCUUCGUUCAUGAGAGGCGUCAUGUUUACGAAACCAGAUCAACCUCUUGUUAUUGAAGAUUUUCAAAUGCCUCGUCCUAAAGCUAAUGAAAUUCUCGUUAAAACCAAGGCAUGUGGAGUAUGCCACUCUGAUCUUCAUGUGAUAAAAGGUGAACUUCCAUUUGCCAGCCCUUGCAUUCUUGGCCAUGAGAUCACGGGUGAAAUUGUAGAACAUGGUCCUCUUACCGAUAGCAGAAUUAUGCAAAGAUGUCCUAUUGGAUCACAUGUUGUUGGAGCUUUUAUCAUGCCUUGUGGUAACUGUUCCUUUUGUUCAAAGGGGCAAGAUGAUCUCUGUGAGGAUUUCUUUGCAUAUAAUCGAGCAAAAGGAACUCUUUACGAUGGUGAAACACGGCUAUUCCUUAGAAGCAAUGGGAAACCAGUGUACAUGUACAGCAUGGGAGGCCUUGCAGAAUACUGUGUAAUUCCAGUUCAUGGCGUAACUGUGCUGCCGGACACAUUGCCAUAUACCGAGUCAGCAAUUUUAGGCUGUGCAGUAUUCACUGCUUAUGGUGCUAUGGUUCAUGCUGCUGAAAUGCGUGGUGGGGAUUCUGUUGCUGUGAUUGGUAUUGGAGGCGUUGGCUCCAGCUGUUUGCAGAUAGCCCGUGCUUUUGGUGCUUCUGCCACCAUUGCUGUGGAUAUUAGUGAUGAAAAGCUCAUGAAAGCUAAGGAUGUUGGUGCCACCCACACAGUUAAUGCUCUGAAAGAAGAUGCAGUUGAAAAAAUUAAAGAAAUAACUGGGGGAGCUGGUGUUGACAUUGCCAUUGAGGCUCUGGGAAAACCACAAACUUUCCAACAGUGCACACAAAGUGUUCGUGAUGGAGGAAAAGCUGUCAUGAUUGGUCUUGCAGAUUCCAGGGCUAGAGGAGAGAUUGAUAUAAAUCGUCUUGUUCGUAGACAGGUGAAAGUUAUUGGUUCAUAUGGAGCUAGAGCUAGACAGGACCUACCCAAGAUAGUCAAAUUGGCAGAAACAGGCGCCUUUAAUCUCAGCUCAGCUGUUUCAAAAAUAUACAACUUUGAGGAGGCAGACAAGGCAUACAAAGAUCUCAGUCAGGGCAGCAUCAUUGGUCGUGCUGUCAUCAGUAUUACUUGAAGCUCUGGGUGGAUGUCAAAUUAAUAAAGAAUAAAAAUAAAAAGAUGUUUGUGAAGCUAAUUUCAUGUAUAUUCUGAAUGUAUCAAAGAGAUGUCUGUGAAUUACUUAGAAUCUUAACAAGCGCAUGAAGCAACUGCUUGCUGGAAGAAUAGGGUCGCUGUAGACCCUCAUCAGCUUCUUUCGUCUUUUAGCUUUAGUGUUUGCUGAUAACAAACAACAAAUAAAAAUAAAAUUUAACCUUCUGCGCUUGAUACACUAAUUUUAUGAAGUAUUAGCUUGUAAUGGCUCUUGAAAUGGAUUCAGGGUAUCUCAAAUGUUAGUAUAAAAUUGGUUGGUGAAUGGCAUGGCUCUAGUUUCAUGUA
Messenger RNA from Chenopodium quinoa (quinoa), 1818 nucleotides. RefSeq names its product alcohol dehydrogenase-like. The coding region runs from base 140 to 1456 and encodes 438 amino acids. The record is from RefSeq and is a predicted model, not a curated record. Lineage: Eukaryota; Viridiplantae; Streptophyta; Magnoliopsida; Caryophyllales; Amaranthaceae. The transcript is spliced from 8 exons. Gene Ontology annotation, molecular function: oxidoreductase activity.